CACAUGACGCUGAGGUUUUUUUUUGUUAUUAUUAAUUGUGUGAAGAUUGGAAGAAUAAGUAAAUUAAUAGCGGCGCAGCCUUAUUCAUUAGGAAAAGCAGUACCAGAAUAUAUUUAAUAAGGUAUUGAAGUUAAUAAUGGGAGCACAACCAAGUAAAGACCUUGAGUUGGAAGAGUACUUGAGUUAUUUUUCUCUGGAAGAACGGGCUAAAUUGGAACAGACGUUCAAACAAAUUUUAGGAGAAAAAUGCGACUCUGCCAUAGACUGUUUCAAUCUGGAUCAGUUGCAUCGCCACUUGGAACCAUUUCUUCCUGCACUUAUGAUUGAAAGACUACACGAUGAAAUGGCCAAUGUCUUGAAUAAAUCUGAGUCUCAUAACAGACUUGUCAAUUAUCGUUCUUUUGUAGCUGCAAUGGCACAUCUUCUAAAAGGAAAUGUGCAUGAAAAAAGCCACAUUGUUCGGCGCUUGGCAACUGAACGAAAGGAUUCUGUUUCUUCUCCAGAACUCCUGAAGUUUGUGGAAGAGAUGCUCAGUGCUUUUAUCCUGAUCAUCACAGACACACCACAGUUUAUUAGUUGGAGGUUAGGAGUUACUGAAGCUUCCACUGAACAUUUGUCUCUUCUCCUGUUACAUGAUCUGUUGUAUAAAGAUUACCCACACACUGAUGUACAGCACCAACAUGUUUCUGAUCAAGUUUAUACUGAGACAGAUAUUGAAAUUUGGCUAACAAAAUGUUCCUUGAUGGUCAUGGUGUUGGAAAUGGUGUUUAGAGCUUGUUUCAAAGUGCUAUCUGAAUCUUCUCUGCAGGAAGCAGCAGCAUCACAAUCACAAAACUACGGCUUUCAACCUCUACCUUUUUGUGUGGGUGUUGAUUGGAAGAGAUUUAAAACAUUGUUGGAUAUACCCUCUGUUCUUCUGCUGAAUAGCCAUAUUCCACCAGCUUAUCGAAGUACGUGGCACCUAUUGUUUUCUUCCAAUGUUCAUGGGGAAAGCUUCUCUAGUAUGCUAACACGGGUAGUAUGCCAAGGCCCCUCCAUACUACUGGUUCGUGACAAGAAUGGGUAUGUGUUUGGAGGAUUUGCUUCAGAAGCUUGGGAGCCCAGCACAAAAUUUUCUGGAACUGCUGAUAGCUUUGUCUUCACUCUUGUUCCUCGUAUGGGAGUUUAUUUAGCUACAGGAUACAACUCCAAUUUCAUGUACUUGGCUGUCAACCAACAAACAUUUCCUAAUGGAAUGGGUUUAGGAGGUCAGCUCAACAACUUUGGCAUUUGGCUUGAUGCAAACUUUGAUCAUGGACACUCUACUGCUGGUUGUACAACGUUCAACAGCCCUCAGUUGUCUGCUGAGAGUCAUUUCCGUGUGGAUGUUGUGGAAGUAUGGCGCAUUGGGCCUGAAGUGGUUAAGGACAAAGUACAACGUCUUGAUCCUAGUAUUUUGGACAUUGACCCUGAAGCUAAGGCCAUGCUUUCACUCAUAAACAAGGGACCAGUAAGUGAGGGAUUAAGAGAAAAGGAUCCAAUGGCUGAUAUGCCUGAAGAAAAGAACCUUCUUCCACUCUAGAAAACAUGUGGUUGUGUGUUAAAAAAUAAUAAUAAAGGUUUUUAUUUCUUUUGUGUAAUCUCUGAUGGUAGUUUUUUUUUGUGUGCGUGUGUGUGUGUGUUUCUCUUGAAUGGGUUUGUUUUACCUGCAUAAUUUGACAGUGGUUGUAAAUUUUUGGUCUUAAAUAGUCCUUUGUCUUUGAUUAUUGAGAUAAUUUGUUUUAUUUUACACACAAGCUAUGCAUCUUGUUGAAGGUAAAACUAUUUAUAUAUAUGUUUAUAUAAUGUAUUUAGAACCAGGUUGUAAUUUUAUUCUUUUCCUACCUUUGUUAUAAAAAUGAGACUUGUUUCUAUAAUAUGGAAAUGGAAGAUGAAGUAUAUUUAAUUUUGUUAUGUGUUUCAUUCUUUCACUUGUGCAAGCUGUUUUACAAAAUAUUGAAACAAAAUUGAUAACAUUUUGCACAUGAGAAAUUAUGAUUCCGAGAUGAUAGCUAAUCUGAGUAUGGAGGUGAGUUAUCUUCUUCAUGCAUCUGCCUAAGAGAUUUGCAUGCUACUAGCUUUGAGGCAACUCGAACCUAACUUCAUAUGUUUUGAUGGAACUGCACUGGUGCAUCAUAAUGUCUUCAUGUAACAAAAGCCUUCCACCAAAAUGUGCAUUAAUUCCACUAUGCACUUGCACUCGUGAUAACAUCAUUCUUCUCUUCAGCAUUGUAUUGAAAAAGAUGUAUAAAUUUCUUGUCUAAGUUCAGUUUCUUGAGAUUUUUCAAUUUUAAUGAAACUUUGGUUUUUUUUCAAAUGCUUUAAUUUUUUAUUAUGAAUUCUCAAAUGAUAGUGACUUAUACUUUGUCCUUUGCAUGUGGGGUUGUUCACACACAGGCCUUAUUUUUACUGUAACUUAUGGAGGCUUGUUAACUGUUGGGGAUGUCUCUGCCAUUGUUUAAUAUGUUGUGGAUAUACAUGUGCUAACUGGACCUCCUAGUCCUGUUGUGUCAGGUGAAAUUCUUUCUUGUCAAUUGGGAAUGAUCUAUUUGGCUAUCAAUUUUCCAUGAUUGGCUUUGGGUAAUGCCUUACCACUUGAGAAACGACUUGAACCUUACAAUCUCAUUUUGGAUUUUAUUCUCAGUUAUGUUCUUUUCCUUCUUUUUUGCAUGUGUUUUUUACUUUUUUUCCCUCUUUGCUUGUUAUUAGGAUUUUUACUGUUUCAUUUCUCCAAUAGCUCCUCUCUCACAUCCGAUUGCCUUGUCUCUUUCACAUUUGUGAUUCUUUUCAAGAUUCCCUAUCCUUGGUAUCUAUUUCACCAGCUUGAGUAUUGGAUCCCUUACCUUCUAUUUUACUCUCUAGUUCCCCAUUUUUGUGUUUUUAUCUUUUUCUCAUUACUCUCCUGAAUCCACCUUUUAUUUGGGCACUUCAUUUUCUUCUCCCAGGUAUCAUUUGUGGUGUUCAUUUCUCACUAAUUACCUCAACUGAUGUUAUAUGGCUUUGGUCCUCGCUUUCUUCCCAGGUUUCUCGCCCUUGCACUUUACUCCUGUCCCUUAUCUUGAUCAAUCUACUCCUAACCUUCUCAUACCAGGCCUUCCUCUUUUACUCAUCCUCCCUCUACCAAAAUUCUACUUCAUUGCUUUUAUUUUCCAUGACUAUCAAACACGUAUGACUUUGUACCCUUCUUUUCUCCUACUGUUGGUCUCAUUCUCUGCCAAAAGUAGUUUUUAAUUUUUUUAUCUUGAUCUUUCUCCUUACUUCUCUUCCCAUUUCUUUUUCUCCUCCCUCUGACCCCCAUCCUUAGUUUUUUUCCUCAGUCCAUAGUUGGCCAUAGUUAAUAUGUUGGACACCUUCCUGCAUAUCACACUCAACCCAUCUUCCAUACAUAUUAUACAUUCUCUCCAUCAUUUUUUAUCUUUCCAUUCUUUGCACCUCCCUUUGACUUCACAUUGGCCCCUUUUGUAUUCACUGGUAUUGUGAGGACUUUCACACCCUUUUCUUGGGUGAUUGCCUUCUGUGGGCCCAUUCUUGGAUGGUCUCCUCUUCUCACAACCUGAGAUUUCAGUCCUUUCUCACAACCACUCGUUAUUUAGUACUCUUGGCCAUUUUCUUCAUCUGUUGUCUCAGUUAAGUUCACUCUUCUUCUUUCACUGUGAGCUAUGGUGUAUCUAAUCACCAAGUGUUAUUCUUCUCUUUCUAUUCAUGUACAUGAGAUUUAUUUGUUUUGGGGAACUCUGGCUUCGUUGGUACCCCUCAUUCCUUUGGGUCAUGAACACGUGCUUUCUCCAGUGGAGCUUGCAGAUUCUAGGAUUUUUCCUUGGGUUCCAUUGUUCUCAUUUUUGAACCUCUCUUUGAAGAAUUGUUGUGGUGACUAGACCAUGCCCAUACUACAUCCAAUAUUCUCUUAUUGCCUCUCUCACUAGAUCUUCACUGAUGCUUCCAUCUCUGAUUGAGGAACAUCUAUGGAUGAGAGCAGAACUUUUAGCAUUUGGAUGCAGGAUAUGCAUUCACUCCAUAUUAAUGUGCUCAACCUUUUUCCUGUUUGCUGGACAUGUUCCCUUUCCUGCCCCUACUGAUGGAUCAAUUGGUCAUGUUCUACUCAGUCAAUUCUAUGGUCAUUUCUUGCAUCAACCUUAUGAGAAGCACCUGUUACAUGACCCUUUGCUCUCAAGCAUUGAACAUGCACAUCUGGGCUCAUUCACAUUAGGUUUGACUUACUGCAUGUCAUUUGCUGGUAUCUAAGAGUUUUUGGGGGGACUCCCUCUCUUGGCCAGUCCAUAUUCUACCAAUGGAGUGGUCUCUACACCCCCAGAUCUUUUGUUGGGUUUGCUCUUGUUGGGCAUGCCCCUCAUGGAUGUCUUUAACACUUUUCUCUACUCCUCUUUCCUCUCUUCUGAUCUACUUUUCCUCAUCAUUUGAAUCUGGGUGUCAAUUUUCUCAGCCAGGCCUAGUUUCACCUCUUUCUAUAUGCCUAUUACUCUAUUCAUCUCCUCUCUCAGGUCCUUACCUUAUUCUGCAUCACUCCUCGUCAUAUCCUAUGGUUGCUGCCUCUUUGGCCAGCUUAGCCUUGGUUUCCUCUGCUUCUUUGCUUAGUAUUCACUCUUUCUCUUUCUUCUACCUGAUGAACCCUCUAUCUUGCUUCACGCUCACACAUCCCUUUUUCAUCAUGGGAUAGCUUCUCUCUGCCUUUAAUUGUGGGUUUGUCCGAUAUGUUGGGCUGGAUUCUUCAGUCAUAUGGCUUUUUUUGUCACAUUCCUGUUCCCCUUCCUCUGUGAUUGUCUAUUGACAACAGUGGAAGGUCUUUCAUCAUUGUUCCAUCCUCCAUUCCUUUACCCCUGACCAUCCUACUGUGAAGCCACCUUUCUAUAUUUUUACCUGGCUGCUCCUCCAUGAUUUUUCAGUUUCUGCCUUUGCUGAUUAUUAGAUGGCUUUGUUCAUGACAUGUUGCCUUUUCUGGUACCACAACGUGUUUCUUCCCCUGUACUCUUCACUUUGUUAUGCUCCUCGUCUGAAUCCCAUAACUGACUGAGACCUUAGUGGGAAUUUGUAAACUCUCACACAUGCCCCAUUUCAGCCAUUAGCUUUCUCCUCAGACUUGUUUCAUCCUUAUUCUCACCUGUGGUCACCAUUGUUCCAUUGUAUGAAAGCUCUCACAUCCUCUUCCAUCACACAUCUAUACUUCUCUCCCUGUACCAAUCUUCCCUUCCUAAGACUUCAACCACUCUGAAGGUUAACUGUACUUUCUCUCUUUGCUCCCUUCCUUCUGUCUCUCACCUAUUUAGUCAUUUGCGCCCAGAUUGCCUUCUGUGCCCUGCUCAAGCUGUUCAGUGUUCUUUAUCAUGGAUCCCUCCCUUUCAAAGUCACAGCCAUUGUCUGCCCCUACCCUUGGAUCCCUCAUCUUCUCAGGUCCUCUCUCCUAAACUUACUGGAUGAGUCCAUUGACUCUUCCUGUUGAAAUAUUUGUCUGUGGUUGCAAUUGCUUGCAGGCUAUUACACAUUUCUUCCCAUUCAAUUUGUUACUUUUCUCAUUCUCUUGCAUCUGGCUCUGGAACAAGAUCCUCCAAGUGGGCAUGGGGAGGAUUCUGCACAUUUGUUUCUCCUUAUCUUCACCAUCAGGUUGUUUUCUGUCCUGAUGGAUUUUGGCUUCCAAUGGUACAAUUUUUUUUCAGAGCCCCUUUUUAAUUUUGUAACAUCCUGCCAAGUGGCUAGUGUUGCCUCCCAGGAUACACUUACUCAACAACUACCAAGCCAGGAUAACAGAAAGAGCUCAUACCUUCCACCCUUAUUCUACCAGUACCCACUGUGAGAUGGAGUGUUCUGCAAUACCACUUGAGUUAUCCUUGUGAUAUACAUAUCUACUCAAUUGUCCAAUCCAUAUCAUACCUAUUGUAUAGACUAUCAUGGAAAAAGCCAGUGCCAGGGAAGUGAUCUACCCAGUUCUUUGGCUCAAUGCUUUUUAAGUAUAGGGGUUCUGCAGUCAUGCAGACCUUUCAUGAUGGAGAUCUGGGCACUUCUCCAGGUCUCCUCAAUGUCUGUUCAAUAGAGGUGAGGUGAGCACACACUAUACAAAACCAUAAUACAUCACUGAUAUGCUUUCUUCAUGCAGCUGGAGUCUGUUCAGUAGAGUUGAGGUAAAUGCACAAGGUACAGUCUGAAUGCACCCCAACCACACUAUACAUAUUGGCUCACUGUGCUUGGAUGAUCAUGUUCUCAUUCUGCCCAUCCCAGCAACAUAUGGGGCUUACCUUAUUCACCCCUUACAUUCUGGGCAAAGAAUAUUCUGGUUGAGAUCUAGUCUCCCAUGGGUGUGAUUCUAUGGAGCUCUUGCCAUCGGGUUUUACACUUUGUGGGCUUUCUUUCAGGUGCUUUCUGAAGAAAGCUGAUGUAGGUAAGAUUUUGCACUUGCCCCUCCACCAAUUCAAUGUGGGAUUCUAGCUAAUAUGUGUGAGAAGUGAGUUAUUCUCUUGGAAGUUAACAUUUUCAUUACCAAAAGAAUGUAUUUCUGAGAGGUACACACCCAUCCUCCCCACUUCUGAUAUACAUUUUUGUCCUGACUCAUUAAAGAAUGAAGUUAUCAUGAGUGCAUGUGCAUAAAGGGAAUUAAUGUGCAUGAAGGUUGUCACUCUACUAUUGGUGGAGGGCUUUUGUUGCAUUAAAACACAUGAAAUUAGGUAGGAGUUACCUCAAGACUAGCGGCAUGCAAAUCUUUUAUGCAAAAGCAAAAGAUAAAUAGCCAGAGAUUUCUAUCAGACAUACAUUUUCAGGGAUUGAAAAUACUAAUAUUUUUGAAAUUUGAUUAGGGUAAAGCUCUGUGUUGGUAAACAGAUGGUCAGAACUACUGAGAUUAAAACACAUUUUUGAAAUGUGGCAGAGUACCAUUUAUACAAAAAUAUUUGUAAUUUGUGAGAUCAUUGAUGAUUGGAAGUUAUAUUGAACACCGUUCCAUUAAAUCAAGACAGCAAAUACAGUUUCAGAUGUUCUUAAUUAUACAUUUUGCUAUUUAUUAUAAAAUGUAAUAAGAUAACUACAGUAUCUGGAUAUAUGUUUAAAAAAGUAAUCUUUGCUGAACUUCCUGAUAAGAGCUUAUGAAUGACACAGUUGCAAUGUCCAAAGGGAAUUAAUCUCAACUUCGUAACAUUAUUUGAAUAAUGCUUUCUUGAAGUGUUAAUUGUCAAACUGUUCUGAUAUUGCAAAAAGCCUUUAAAUAUUAGAAUGAAUUAACACCAACACUACUUUAAAACAUCAUCAUGUAUUCUUACCCUUACUAAUGUCAGAUAAACAGUGAUGUGUUGGAAUAUGUGUAUUUUAAAUUUGCUAAGCCCUUACACAGGAUUGUAUUUAGAUUAUUGCAGUAUCCUAAUGAAAGCUUAACAAUGAGACUAGGUAGUAAAUCAAAAAGAUACCUUGUUAUUGACAUUUUGCUAAAGUACUUAAAUCUCAUUAUUAUGAACCUGUUACGAAGUAGAAUAUAAAAACUAAAACUUAAAUGCAGUAUCAUGAAAAAUCACUGGAAAUAAGAUUUGAAUACAGUAUUAUCAUAUAACCUGAAAGUAAACCUUUUCUGGAGAUGAAAAUAUAUAAUACUUAGUUCAUUAUUAGUUGUAAUAUGUUUAUAGAAGUGUGCUAAAUAUGAACAGAAGGUCAUAUAUAUAUUUAGAUAAAUGAUUUUUUUGUAGAGAGUUUUGAAAGGAUUAAUAUCACUGAAUUCUAUUCAUUAGUUGUAAGCUUCAGACUGACAAUUAUCAGGCUAUCCUGAAGUUGUAACUGUUACUCAUCAUCAGCUUGACUCACUACAGUCUAAUUCUCCCUGUUAAUAAAUACAUCACAUUUUCAGAUAUGUCGUGAUACUUAACAAGUUCUUAAUUUUCUCAGGAAUAUGCUCUUUUCUAUGGGUUGAGAGCCAUGUAGUAGUAGAGUAUGAUAUAUCUCCUUGUGUAGGAGAGGUAUCCAAAUUUACAAAUAACAAAUGAUUUCUUAUUUUUUAUAUUACAUCCUUGAAAUGAAAAAGUUUUUUUGUUCUACACUAGACUUAAAAAUACAUUUCAUUUGAGCCUAAUGAUAAACUCUGCCUAAUAUUAAACCUAACUUUUCUACUUAUUGUGAGAGUUCUCUUAAAUAUGGUUAUGCUAUUACUACUGAUUUCACUGGAAAAUCAAAGUUCAGGACUUAAGGGUGGUCAGUAUAUUUAGCACUUCAUUGAUGUUACUGUCAAUGAAAGUACUAUUAAGAGGUAGUAAAAAAUUCCUGAGGUUUAUUAAAGAUUCAAAGUCUACAAGGGAAAGAUAAUUGCAGUAGUAUUAAAUGCAAUUAAAGAAAGAUAAAUAUUAUAGUGUGAACACCUUUUCCAAGCUAGUGAAGCACAAUUAUAAUUAAUUAGGCCCUUAUGUAUUUCAAGAAUUAGACGAGUAUAAAAUAAUUGGCAUUCCAACUACACUAUGUUCCCCAUAUCCAUUGCCAACAAUAUGUUUUGUUGGUUCAGAGCUCAUUAGGCUGGUUGAGACACAACAAACAGUAGUGGUUGUAACACUUUUUAUAUAGGCUAUUUGUUACAACAACAAUUGUUACAGUAUGAAUAAAUAGCCUAUAUAAAUAGUGCUCUGACCACUACUUUGUUUGUUGUAUCCCAGCCAGCUUGAUGAGUUCUGGAUUGAGUGAAACACAUCAUUGGCAACGGCUGAAGUACUAUUAUUAUACACUCUUCUAAUUCUUGAAAUUCCUGUAAGAGUAGAUAGAAAAUGUAGUGUUAAAAAUAUAAUAAGCUUAAUAUUACUUUCUUAUGACAAGUAUAAUUAAAGAACAUAAUUAUAAUGGAGAGUAUUUACCAGUGGGUUCUCAUGCUAGGAUAAUGUUUUGAGUUUCUAUAGAAGUACAGUGGUCACAUAGAAUCUAAGCCACUUUAUUGUAUAAGGAAUAUUGUGGACAUAUUUAAUAUUUUUCAGUCACAAAAUCAUGUUGAGAAAUGUUUUCAGUAUUAUAAUAGCAAAUAUCCAAAUAUAAUAUUAAUGUUGAAUCUGAAGAAGUAUCUACUUAUUUGUAAUUGAAGUAGAUAUGUACUAUAAAUCAACUUUGUAGAAAUUUACGCAAAUUUUUAAUGAUGGUGUUCUUUCUUUGUAAGAUAUUUAUAGUAAAUGUAGUAAUGAUACUUAUUAGUCAUCUUUACUGGAUUGUAAGCAAUUAUUUUAAAUUUUUGGGUGAAAUAAAUCAUAUCAACAACUUUCUGAAACAGUAAGUUUGAUAUCAAUAUGAAUUAUAUGCUAAAUAUGCUGGCAACCUCAAAAGUCUUGUGAAGUCUAGUAUGACAAAGGAACCAGUAGUAAUAGUGUUAUCAUAUUUAAGAUAAAUUUACAUUAUAACAAAAGAUAGUUAGUUUUAAUAUUAGGCAAAGUUUAUCCUUAGGUUUAAAUUAAAGAUUUUUAAGUCUAUUGUUAGAAUCAAAACUUUUCUUCAUUUCAAGAAUGUAAUGUCCACAAUAAGGGGCCAUUUAUGAUAUACAAAUUUCUAUGUCUUUCCUGUGCAGAAGAAUAUUUUGAUUCUACUACCAGGUGGCUCUUCACCAGUAUAAAAGAGCAUGUUUUGGGGAAAAUUCAGAACUUUUCAAAUAUUGCACAACAUAUUGUAAAGUGUAACAAACUUAUUACCACUGAAAAUUCUACUAUAGUUAGGAGAUUUGAUGAUAAGGAACAAUUACGAAUUGCAGAAAGUUUGAUAAUUGCAGGGUUGAGAAUUCCCACGUGGAUCUGUGGUUUCCCAUGGAUUUUAGUGUCUACUGGGUCACUAUGUAAAUCAUGUAAAUUUGAAGAGAAAAUUUCAAUUGAUAAGCCUCUGAGUCUUGGUGAGUCCUAAACUUUUUUUUUUUAUAUUUUGGUUUAUUUUUUAGUCUUUUACUAAAUUGUACAUGCUUAUGGGUUUGCUUUGCUGAUGGUUUUUAGAUUAAAUUCAAUUCUGAAUAAUAUCUAAUAUAGAUACAUUAUGGAGUAAACAUUGUUGUAACUUCUGAGCAUCGAUAAUAUCUGCUAAAAUGGAUUGAGUUUUGAAAAGAAUUGAUGACGAGGAAUACCAUAAGGUUUGCAAGAUCGAUAAGAAUUCACAAAAAAGACUUGGAGAUGAGCAAGGAUGGAUAAAGAGGAUAAAAUUGAACUGAAAAGCAUGAAGGGUGAGACAGAGAAAGAGCAACAUGUGCUUGAUGAAUUUUAUCACAAAAUCCAUACUCCUGGUAUAGUAGUUUGCUAUAUUUCUCAAAAUAUGACUAUUAAAUACAGCACAGCUAGUAUCGGUGCAUUAAAAGACCAUAUUCAAUUGAAAUGCCACAAAAAGUCAGUGCACGCCACCGCUUCUACCCAUUACAUAAAUCAUUUUGCACAGCUAACGUCAAAGGAACCACCUACUGUAGAUGAAGAAGCUACCACUACAUCCAAUAUGAGCCAGCAGAUCCAAACAAUUUCAGCACUACCAGCUUUGGUGUGUGGCAAAAUUUUUACUGCAUCUAGAUGUACAUGUCUAUUGGAGUAAGUAUAUAAUUAUCCCUCCCCCACUUAAUCUACCAGUGCUUAGUCAUUUAUGUUGAAGAUAAUAUGACAAAUUUCAUUAUGAUUUUCUGAGCAGGUGACUCCUGGAAAUAGCAUUUCAACUUUAAGAGGGCAAUGCCCCUUUGUAACUCUAUUUAGAUUAGUAAUAGAAACCCCUACUGGGGCAUUGCUCCUGGACCCCAAUGGGGGCCUGCUAGCCCCAGAUUUCCAGUGAUUUUUCUCAUCUUCUGUUCUCAUCCCUGUAAUUGCUAUUCAGAAACUUAAAAUUAAUCAACAGAAUUUGAUAGUACCCUACUUUUGAAAUUUAAAAGAUUUUUUUUUAAUGUAUUUGAUUUAAAAAAACACUGAAACAAUUUUUGCACCUUCCUUUUAUAGAAAUGAGCUAGAAAAUAGAGUAGCUUUGGGAUUUCUUAAUUAUAAUAAUAAUAUUCUUAUUUUUCUUUUUAUAUAACAUCUAGACUUAAAAUUAAUGUUCGUGCACAUUUUGUCAGUAAACUUAGCAAAUCUAGAAGGAUAAUAAGUGUUUACUUGUUUUCACUAUGCCUUUUAUAAGCACAUCAUUUUUGUAAUAUAUCUGAUAUUAUAAAGUGCUAAGUGUUUGAAAUCUUACAUUCUAAAAUGAUAUGAUUACCUUCUGGGUCUGCCCUUUAGAUUUUGUGCAUGGCAUUGUAACGUAGCAAUAACCCUCCACCAAUAUGAGGGCAACACAUCCUCCGUUGACAGUAGAUUCUCAUAAACACUUGCACAUGAAACUAACUUCAUUCUUAUCCUUGACACUGUCUUUAAAUUAAUUUAUAUUUAAACUUAAUCAAUUUCAUGACAUAUACACUGAUUUUUUUGACAGUGUUUAACCUUGGUUUUUAUUUAGCUUAUUUUAGCUUUGAUUUAAGGCUACAUUGUCACUAAAUAACUAAAAAAAAUUUAUCUGUAGAAUUGCUGUGAUAAUCAUAAAUUCUCAAGUGAUGGUGACUUCUACCUCCUCCCGAUGUUCUAGUAAUGUUGCUAACAUUACCCCUACUUUGUCUGUGGUCACUUGAAGCUAGAUGACUGUGGAAUAUGUUACAGCCAUAGUUCAUCUUGUCGUGAGUUCUUUGAUACAUUUCUUGCCUCUUUAUCUGUUGAGGACAAUGUUCCUCCUCCAAAUUUCUUUGUGGAUAUGAUUACUCAGGCUUGUUUUUUGCUGUCUCUUUCUCCUAUGUCCUUUGAUUCUUCUCAUUCUUUACUACAACUGUCACACUGAGGAUUAUUUGUUUUUUGUCUCUUUCUCUAGGCAUGCUCCUGGAUCAGCUUUCCACUCUCAAAUGCCUCAUCCUCCUCAACUCCAGAAUUCCUUUGCCAUGGGUUAUGGCUCCUAUCUUUUUCUGUUCCUGGAUAUCCAAUACACGGAGUCCCUUCUACCUGCUUGGGGAUUGACUCCAUCUCCUGUAACACUCUUUAGUGCUAGAUUUUCCCAUCUUUACCUUUUUCUUGACCAUAUCCUUUGUUACCUCUCCUCCAUUUAUCUCCUAUCUGAAGACCUACAUUGUAAUCCUGGUAGCUUUUCAGGAGAUAUAUGGUCAGCUCUUUCCAUACCUUGGCCAGGGUUGUCCCUGCUUACUUGGUUUCUCCAUUCUUGGGACCAUCUUGGACAUAAUGCUUUUCUCUUUACCCUUUAUAUUCCCUGUUCUUACCUCUUUUUAUACACUCUGAAGUUUUCAAGGGUGCUCCUAAUGGUUUGGAGACUGUGGUCAAGGCUGCUUGAUAACGGUACUCUCUUUCCUCAUUGGUUUCUUGUGUCUCAUAAUUUUGUGGUUCACUAACAUUCUUGACCUUGUGAAUCCUCCAUCUCGCUCUCUUCCUGUUUCUUGUUCCUCUACCAAUUCUCACCAUCUGCCCUGUUUUAUAGGUUUGGUUGGUCAAGUAUUCUAAGUCAUUCCUGACUCAGACUCAAUACUUGGUCCACCUUGUAGUCUUUUUCAAUCCUGGACUCAGCCUCUCCCCCCCCCCACCUCCAUUCAUCUCUGGGAAAUGGAGCAUCUAAUCACCUUAAAACUUGUCUUUCCUGUGGGAGAGGUUCUAUUUCUUCUGGGGACUUGCAUUUCUGGAACAUCCCUCUGUAUUUGUACCCUUCUUCCAUGUGUCUUGGUAUAGAUCUGUAACACUCCUUGCUGUAUCUUGUUGGUAGCACCUUUUUGGUUGGCUCAGUCUUGGUUUCCUCUUCUUCGCUGACUAGUAUCCAGGACAGCUCUUCCUCUGCUUCCAUCACAGUCACUCUUGCUCCUGCUUCAUAUGUCUCUCUUUCACCUGGUAAUAUUGUCCCUUCAUCUUCAUACAUCCUCACACUUUCCAUGAGCCUUGGAAGAAAUCACCCAGGCUGGCAUGCAGACUAUGCCCAAUACCUUCAUCUCCCAUUAUCUUCACCAUCUGGAAAGAAUGUAAGGUUAAUAAAUUGUACAACAGAACACAUACCAAAUUGCAUGGUCUGAUCAUUCCCCUAGCCACACUAUAUCUUAUGUCCAACCAACCAACUUGUUCUUUCCAUGGGCUUUCCUUUACAGUCACAUUCUCCAAAGGGAGUUCAUCUAGUUUUUUACUAUUGCACUGACUCCUCCACCACAUUUAUGUGGGAUUCUAGUUAUUGUGAGCAUAGAGAUAAGUAUAUUGUUUAAGAAGUUAACAAUCUCCUUACCUGAUUGAUAUUUACCUCUCUACAUACCUUCCCAUCCUCCUCCCCACUACUAGUGCACAUUAUUCUUGCCUCAUCCACGAAUGAAGUUAAUUUCAAGUGCAAGUGCUUAUUGGAAUCUACUAUGCCAUGGAGGAUGUGCCUCCCUCCUAUUGGUUGAGGACUAUUAUUGAAUGAUGAUGACAUUAUGCAAUAGCACAGUUCAUGAUAAAAUGUGUUUUACAUGGCUAGUGGCAUGCACAAAAUCUCAAUGGUAGAUGUGCAAGGAAUAGUCAUUGUGUGAAGAGAUGUAAUUAUUUUUUGGAAAUACAUUAUCAGGUAAGGAAAGUGUUAACAUGAAUGUAGUUUAGAUUUUAAUAUCAGCUUAUGAAAAUAUAAUCUGUGUGUGUAUAGUAACUUUGCCAGUGUGUGUGUGUGUGGGGGGGGGGGUAUUGAUCACUUUUUUAAGAUUUUGUAAUCAUUAUACUUGCAUGCCUGAAUUGUUAAUAAAUAUAAGUAUUUGGAUCUGUUCACUAAACACAUUAUAGGGUAUGUAAACUUACAGUAUAAAGAAAAAUGUCUAUUAUUUUAGUGAGAUAUAUAGUUUUGGAAAGAACUUUUUACUUAUGAAUACUGUCAAAUAUUAUAGUGUAAUAAAGCAUAAAGGUACAAGAAA
Messenger RNA from Limulus polyphemus (Atlantic horseshoe crab), 13864 nucleotides. Its product is annotated as TLD domain-containing protein 1-like. The record is from RefSeq and is a predicted model, not a curated record. The coding region runs from base 137 to 1561 and encodes 474 amino acids. The transcript has 8 exons. Lineage: Eukaryota; Metazoa; Arthropoda; Merostomata; Xiphosura; Limulidae.